Messenger RNA from Benincasa hispida (wax gourd), 1817 nucleotides. It is a transcript of the gene SNX1, whose product is annotated as sorting nexin 1. Gene Ontology annotation, cellular component: endosome. The record is from RefSeq and is a predicted model, not a curated record. Lineage: Eukaryota; Viridiplantae; Streptophyta; Magnoliopsida; Cucurbitales; Cucurbitaceae. Gene Ontology annotation, molecular function: phosphatidylinositol binding.
AAUUUCCCUUCUUUUAUGUCGUUGAAGCUUCAAUUAAUGGCAAAAGAAACUAGAAAGCAGCGGCAACAACAUUGGUAAGGCAGGCGGAUCCGAUUCUUAAACGUGAAGUGGACUAUCAUCCUUCCGGAUUGAAUAUCACCCACGUCUUCCAUGAUCGUUACUGCAAUUACCAGCGAGGAAUUUGACGUGUUCAUUCAUCUUUCCUUUUAGAUUUUGGAAUUCGCGUUGUUUGGUGGGUUAAUGGAGCAGGAGAGAAGUUUGCCGGGUUCAUCACUUAGCCCUAGAUCUCCGUCUUCGCAGCCUUAUCUUUCAGUUUCGGUGACUGAUCCUGUGAAAUUGGGAAAUGGGGUCCAAGCUUAUAUCUCAUACCGAGUCAUCACUAAGACUAAUUUUCCUGAAUACCAAGGUCCAGAGAAGAUUGUCAUUCGGCGAUACAAUGAUUUUGUAUGGUUACACGAUCGACUUUUUGAGAAGUAUAAAGGCAUUUUUAUUCCUUCUCUUCCAGAGAAGAAUGCUGUAGAGAAAUUUCGUUUUAGUGCUGAAUUUAUAGAAAUGAGGCGUCAAGCUUUGGAUAUAUUUGUAAAUCGGAUAGCUUCACAUCACGAGCUUCAGAAGAGUGAGGACUUGAGAACCUUCUUGCAGGCGGAAGAAGAGACCAUGGAGAGGUUGAGAUCUCAUGAUUCUGGAAUUUUCAAGAAAAAGCCAGCUGAUUUAAUGCAAAUAUUCAAGGACGUACAAUCUAAAGUGAGUGACAUUGUUCUUGGAAAAGAAAAGCCGGUGGAAGAGUCAAAUCCUGAAUAUGAAAAGCUAAAACACUACAUAUUUGAGCUUGAAAACCACUUAACUGAAGCCCAGAAGCAUGCAUAUCGACUUGUGAAAAGGCAUAGAGAGUUGGGACAGGCGUUAUCGGAUUUUGGAAAGGCUGCCAAGCUUCUUGGUGCUUGUGAAGAAAAUGCUGUUGGCAAGGGGUUCUCAGAACUGGGAGCCAAAUCAGAGAUGUUGUCAAUUAAGUUGCAAAAGGAGGCUCACCAACUUCUGAUGAAUUUUGAGGAACCUUUGAAAGAUUAUGUUCGUACCGUGCAAUCUAUUAAGGCCACCAUAGCCGAGAGAGCCAAUGCCUUCAGGCAGCAAUGUGAACUUGCCGAAACAACAAAGCUGAAAGAGAUAAAUCUAGACAAACUCAUGCUAAUGAGAUCCGAUAAAGCAGCUGAGGCUGAGGUGGAGUACAAAGAGUUGAAGGCAGCGAGUGAGGAAGCGACCAAAAGAUUUGAGACAAUAGUGGCACUAAUGAAUCAAGAGACCAUAAGAUUCCAGGAACAGAAAACAUUAGACAUGGGGCUCGCUUUCCAUGAAUUUGCAAAAGGACAGGCCCGUUUGGCAAAUGGGGUCGCCGAUGCAUGGAGAAGUCUCCUUCCCAAGCUCGAGGCUCUCUCAGUUUCAUGAACAAUUACGUCCUGCUACCACAAAGACAUGCUUUGGUAGUCAUCUUGAACAGCAGAUGCAGAGAUUGUAGUAACGAAAGCAACACCUGUAUUGGUUUUGUUUUCUGCUUUUCCAUCUUCUGUACAGAUUCAAAUAUGGCGUUGUAGUCUUAGACAUCUUUAGCAGAUCAAAUUCCAUCACACUUCACUUGCUAUCAUUCUUCAUACUGUGUUGGGUUCACUCAGCAGUUUCCCUUUACUUAAAUAGUUCAGUAUUCUAUGAUACUUGAAAGGAUGAAGUGACCUUUAUGGGGGGUUGGUUUUUUGGUCUGUAGAUGUGCUCGACGAGAUAAUGGUGGACAAAAUAGCUAAUUCUUUUCUUUAUUUUCUUUUUCA